AUGGUGCUUCUGCAACCCGAGGCUCCGGUUCGGAACAAAACUGGUCUGGGCUUCCUUGGCACGGUGGUUCGGCGCGCCUCAACGUCUGCCUGGGCUUCCCAUACCGAGCUUGCUUCGGAACUCUCUGGAGGUCAAGCAGGCCAGCACAAAACCCCAACGCUCGCUUCAGGAGACCUGCUUUUUCUCCUCCCAAGUUUCGCUACCUUCAUUGCUAGCCAGGAGCUUUAUGCCGCUCUCGAAUCUGGCGACCUGCUGAGAGCCCGAGCGCACUUGGCGGAGGACGUGGACUGGUGGUUCCAUGGUCCUAAAUCUCGCCAGCUGCGUUGCAUGCAAUUUCUGUCGCUGAUUGUCGGCGAAGUUGAUUCUGAUGGUGUGAAGUUCAUGCCCGUCGAUGUGACUGCCAAAAACGACAAGGUUAUUUCAGAGGGUGUCAGCAUCGUGCGAACCCGUCGUGGAGCGCUGGUGGAUGUAGCGUGGGUCCACGUGUGGACGGUGUCGCCCGUCAGCGGCAGAGUGACUGGACUCCAAGAGUUCGUUAACACUGCCGUUUCCGCGACUGUACUUGGACCUGCUUCUGGCGCGCUAAGCUCGCUGCCCGCGGCUUCUUGCCGCGAGGCUAUGGCUUCCAGCUCGAAGCUAGUCCUUCCCCCGCUUCCCCCGCCCCGUUUCCGCUCGGCGGAAAGCUCCGCUCCGCCCAUGGACGCGUUCCCGGAGGAGCUGCUCACUCCGCCGGUGCCCCUGGUGGCGCUGCUGGGCGUACCGGAGCUCCACGUGGCAAUCGCGCAGUACCUGCAGGCGCAGUCCCCGCCCGUGGCGUCGGUGUUCGUGCCCGACCGCGCGGACGCGGCGGAGGUGAGCGGGAAGGAGCGGCGGCCCGCGGACGCCAAGUGCGCGCCGCCGCUGGGCGUGCUGAAGGCGGAGUGGGUGAAGAAGCACCGCGAGCGCAUCCCCGCGGCGGCGGUCGUGCUGGUGGAGAAGGCGCUUCUGUGCGGGGACGCGGGCGCGUGGCAGUCCGUGUGCGCGGAGAUCGACCAGAUCAAGAGUGCGUUGAGGGGGCGUAAUGUGAAGCUCGUGCUGCUGCUUGUGCAGGCCACAGCAGGCGGGGAGAUGAGUGAGGAGCGGCUGGGCAUGCUGAAGCGGCGGGCAGAGGUGGAUGGGCGCGGCUGCAUUCCCUUCCUCGUGGCCGAUGCCGAGGACCAGAAGCGCUCCCUCUCCCGGCUGUACGCGGUGGUGGUGGAGCUGUGUGCCAACUACUACCGGGACGAGGUGCGGCGCAUGCGCCUCAAGAUAGAGCGCCGCGCCUACUCGCACACCGAGCUCACCGUGCGAUACUACUUCAAGAUGGGCAUGUACUGUGAGUUCCGUCGCGAGUGGCUGCCGGCUGUCAAGUGCUACGAGGCAGCCUUCCUCUCGCUGCAAGAGCUCUUCUCAGGAGCAUCGGAGCGCUACCCCCUGCAAACCGUGCUCGAAGUGAAAGCAGUAGCCGAAGUCCUCAGCCUCAAGGUCUGCACGCUCCUCCUACACUCGGGCCGCGAGGUCGAAGCGGUAGGCUGGUUCCGCACCUUCAUGGAGUGGUUCCGAGCCCGCGUAGGCCCCCCAGAAGCCGCGUUUCUGCACUGGGGUUGGAUGGCGAGGCAGUACGAGGUGUUUGGGGAGCUGUUGCAGCAGAGGCUGGCGUCGUCUGGGCAUGUGGUGGGGACUCCGGCUGAUACCUUUGGGUUGGCGGCGCUGGGAGGGGACGGAGGCGGGGUGGGAGGGGUGCAGGCGGGGGCGUUUGGAGCGGUUGGAGUGAGUGUGGAUGGGUUGGUGGAUGUGCUGGCGGAGGGAAAUUCGGGGGUGGAGGAGCCGGUGUAUGUGGGUCAGGCAUGCCGCCUGGUGUUCCGAGGCCACGCACCACACGAGCAGCGCCCCACGGAUCAGGAGGUGUUGCUACACGAGGUGGUGCGGCAGCGGUCAGGGCACCUGUCAGGGGCGGUCAUUCUGCUGCAUGCCAAGGCCCACGACCUGUACCGCGGCAUCCACGCGCAGCGCAUGAUGGCACAGGUCUCAUGCGACAUGGCACGCGAGUAUCUCUGCAUGCAUGACUACCCCAACGCCAAGCUGCUCCUAGACGCCAUAGCACAGCUCUACCGCCGCGACUCCUUCCCCUCGCUGCUCGCCUUCUGUCUCCUUAACCUGCGCUCCUGCGCGCGCCACCUCUCCCUCCUCCCGGAUUUCCUCCUCUAUUCUCUCGAGCUCUGCACCCUCCCCGCGCUCCCCUCCCUGCCGCCGUCGUCUGCUUCCUCCUCUGCGCCUCAUGGAAAGGAGGAGGGGAAGGUGGAGGGGACGACAGCGCGAGCAGCUGGGCCAGCAGCGUUACAGGAGCAUCUGCAGGAGGGGAGGAAGCAGCGAAAACUCGCAGGAGCAGCAGCAGCAGCAGCAGCAGCAGCGGCCCUGAGAGUGGGGCCCACCCACCCGUUUCUCCUCUUCACACAGGAGUUACCCCACCUGCGUGCAGUCCUCUCUGCUACUGCUGCCUUUCCCCCUCGUCCCACGCAUCCCCCCUCGCCUCCCCGCAUGGGGCAGCCGGUGCAGGUGUGCGUGUCCCUGCUCACUCACUUCCCCAUCCCCCUGCGCCUGCAGCGUGUGCUGGUGCGGUUCAGCCAAUCCUGCUGCGACACGUGGAUUCCGAGCAGUGGGGAGGGGGAGGAGAGGGCGGGGGAUGGGGGGAAGGAGGGGGAGGGGAAGGAGGAGGGGAAAGAGGGUGAUGUGGGAGGGCUGGUGCUGCAGCCUGGUGUGUGGAAGCGACUCUCCUUGUCCGUCACUCCAGACGCGGGGAGAGAUGGUGACAGCUUCAGUGCAGGUGCGGAGGGCAGUGGGGAAGGGGAAGGGCCAAUGCCAUCAGAAUCACAAGAGCAAUCAGAGGCCUCUGAUUCAGAACUGCCGCUGGUGCUGGGUCAAGGCGAGUCCUUCACCCAGCUUUUCCACGUCACCCCGCGUGUUGCCUCACCCUCCCUUGUCAUCGGCUCGCUCUUGCUCACGUGGCAGCGCCAUGCAGCCCAGGGCAACAGCAGCAACGGGUUGCACAGUCACGGCCAGUCAGUCCUGCAAAUGCCUGCAGGCAUGGCAAAUGUCUACGAGAAGGCUCUGGCAAGCGGAUUUGGCAUCAAGCUUGCAGGGUCUGACCCUGACGCACUGACUCUAGACGCUGCAGCCCCACCCGACCAGCCACACCAGCAGGCAGCCCAGACUCUACCCCCCACAUCCCCAUUCCUCCCACAGCUCUCCCCAACCGUCUCGUCCCUCCGACCGUUCCCGCCCGUUCUCUCCGCGAACCCCAUUCUCGUUGCGUCGCUGCGCCUACCGCCGUUCACGAUCGUGGGGUCGCCCUUUUCCUUCUCCAUCCGCCUCUCCAACUGCACCACCUCACUGCAAGAGGUGGUGUAUCAGCUGCAGGACGCCCCAGGCUUUGUCUUUGCAGGCCAGCACAGCGGCUCGGUUACAGUGCUCCCCCGCGCCUCUCUCCGCCUCUCCUUCCGCUUGGUUGCGGUGGCAUCGGGUAUGCUGCAGCUGCCGCUGAUUCGGCUUCUGGCCCCCCGCCCUGCUGCCAAGCUCUACCCGUGCCUGCACACGUCGCGGCUGUUUGUCUUCCCCUCUGCUGCUGCUGUGCCUGCUGCUGCUGCUGCCGGUGCAGGAUCGGUUAGCAAGGGAGGGAUGAUGGGUGCCCUUUUAUUGCAACAAUCCUAA
Closterium sp. Yama58-4 is the source of this 3726-nucleotide messenger RNA. The record is from the annotation of a GenBank genome assembly. Lineage: Eukaryota; Viridiplantae; Streptophyta; Zygnematophyceae; Desmidiales; Closteriaceae.